UGGCCCUGUCACUGCUGGGGAUGGCAGCGGGUGGUCCUGUCACCGCCGGGGUGGCAGCGGGGUGGCCCUGCCACUGCUGGGAUGGCACCAGCAUGGCCCUGCCACUGCUGGGAUGGCAGCGGGGUGGCCCUGUCACCGCCGGGAUGGCAGCGGGGUGGCCCUGUCACUGCUGGGAUGGCACCAGCAUGGCCCUGUCACCGCUGGGAUGGCACCAGAACGGCCCUGCCACUGCUGGGAUGGCAUUGGGGUGGCCCUGCCACUGCUGGGAUGGCAUCGGGGUGGCCCUGCCACCGCCGGGAUGGCAGCGGCACCGCAGGGUCCCUGCCCGCGCCGUGGGGGACACCAGGGCGGGAUGUGGCACUGGUACUGUCACAGUGCCCGUGGGUGACGCCCCGCUGGCACCCCGUGCCACCCUGAGCUCCCGAAUUCCCGGUUUUCUCCCCAAAUUAGCACCCAUGGGUGACCCCUGCUGGCACCGCCACCCCGUGCUCCCAAAUUCCCGGUUUUUCUCCUCAAAUUGGCACCCAUGGGUGACCCCUGCUGGCACCGCCACCCCGCGCUCCCGAAUCCCCGGGUUUUCUCCCCAUUUCGUUGCCCGUGGGUGACCCCUGCUGGCAGCGCCACCCCGUGCCACCCCGCGCUCCCGAAUUCCCGGUUUUUCUCCCCAAAUGGGCGCCGGCGUUGCCGCGGCCCCGCCCGUCGGGAUCGAUCGAUCGAUCCGGGUUAAUGAUCCCGGGAUUUACGGCCCCGCGCGGGGCUGAUUGGCCCCGGGGCCAUCAGGCCAGCAGGGCCCUCCCCGGGUGGCACCGCGGGGGGCGGGGGGCCGGUUUAUAGGGCCCGGUGGCACCGGGGACACCCCCCCGUCAGCAUGGCCGGCAGCCUGGCACUGCCCGCAGCCCUGCUCGCCGCGCUCCUGGCGCUGGCAUCGCCGUCGCUGACCCCCACGCACCAGGCCGGCGUCUGCGCCUUCUACGGCGAGUGCGGCACCAACCCCGAGGUCAACGUGUCUCUGGUGCCCUCCAAGGUGCCCUGCCUGUCCAACACGCCGGCGCGGGUGGCCUCGGGGGCACUGCUGGCACUGCUGCGCUCCGUGUGCCCCGAGCUGGUGCGCGGCGACAACGACACCACGCGCGUCUGCUGCAGCUACGGGCAGCUCGUCGCGCUGCGCCUCAGCGUGGGGCUGUCGGGCACCGUGCUGGCACGGUGCCCCGCCUGUGCCCGCAACUUCGCCAACCUCUACUGCCACAACAUCUGCAGCCCCGACCAGAGCCUGUUCACCAACGUCACCCGCGUCACCGACUACGCCCUGGUGCCCGGUGCCCGCGCCGUGCUGGAGUACCAGCUCUUCUACCGCGCCCGCUUCGCCGAGGCCGCCUUCGCCUCGUGCCAGGGCGUGCGGCUGCCGGCCACCGGCGGCUAUGCCAUCGCCACCAUGUGCGGCCGCUACGGUGCCCAGCUGUGCACGGCCCAGCGCUGGCUGGACUUCCAGGGCGACAAGAACAACGGGCUGGCACCGCUGCAGAUCGACUUCCAGCUGCUGCCCAACGGCUCCGAGCCCGGCCAGGGCAUCGCCCCGCUGGACGCGCCCGUGUGGGGCUGUGACCAAGCGCCCAGCGCUGACCAGGAGCCCUGCUCGUGCCAGGACUGCGCCCGGGCCUGCCCGCCCGUGGUGCCACCCUCGGACCCGCCGCCGCCGUUCCGCCUGGGCGAGGCCGAUGGCGUGCUGGUCAUCUGCAUCCUCAUCUUCGCCGUCCUCGCCCUCGUCUUCCUGGUGGCCGUGCUGUGCCGCAGGGGCACCGCCGAGGUGGCACAGAAGCCACGCGGCCGCGGGUGCUCGGAGCGGGCGGGCGACGCUUGGCACCGCGCCCUGGAGCGGGCGUUCCGCUGGUGGGGCACGGCGGUGGCCACGCACCCCGUGGCCGUGCUGGUGGUGGCCGUGCUGGCCACCGCGGGGCUCUCGGCUGGGCUGGUGACCCUGCGCCUCACCACGGACCCCGUGGAGCUGUGGUCGGCGCCGGGCAGCCGUGCCAGGCAGGAGAAGGCGUUCCACGACCGCCACUUCGGGCCCUUCCUGCGCACCAACCAGGUGAUCGUGACGGCGCCGGGCCGGCCCGGGCUCACCUACGACUCCGUGGUGUUGGGCACGAAGAACUUCAGCGGGGUCCUGGCCGAGGACGUGCUGCGGGCACUGCUGGAGCUGCAGGAAACGCUGGCAGCCACCACGGCGUGGGCACCGGGCGCGGGCAGGAACGUGAGCCUGCGGGACGUGUGCUAUGCCCCCCUGAACCCCACCGAGCCCAGCGUGGGCGACUGCGCCGUGUCCAGCGUCACCCAGUACUUCCAGAACAACGGCAGCCGCCUGGCGCUCACGGCCAUGCAGGAGGAUGGCAAGGACAAGAGCAUCGUGGACUGGCACGACCACCUCAUGUACUGCGUCAACUCCCCGCUCUCCUUCAAGGACAUCACGGCGCUGGAGCUGAGCUGCAUGGCCGCGUACGGCGGGCCCGUGUUCCCCUACAUCGCCCUGGGCGGCUACCGCGACUCGGAGUACACGGAGGCCGAGGCGCUGAUCGUCACCUACUCGCUGAACAACUUCGAGCCGGGGGACCCGCGCCUCGAGUGGGCGCAGAGCUGGGAGCGCCGCUUCCUGCAGGUCGUGCGCGACUUCCAGCGGCAGCACGGCCGCAACCUCUCGGUCACCUUCAUGGCAGAGCGCUCUCUGGAGGACGAGAUCAACCGCACGAGCGGGGAGGACGUCCCGGUGUUCGCCACCAGUUACCUGGUGGUCUUCGUCUACAUCGCGCUGGCCCUGGGCGAGUACACGGCCUGGAGGAGAGUCCUGGUGGAGUCGAAGGUGACGCUGGCGCUGGGUGGCAUCCUCGUGGUGCUGGGCGCCACGGUGGCAUCCAUGGGGCUCCUGGCGCUGCUGGGGCUGCCCUCGUCCCUCAUCAUCAUCGAGGUCGUGCCCUUCCUCGUGCUGGCCGUGGGCGCCGACAACAUCUUCAUCUUCGUGCAGGAGUUCCAGCAGUCGCAGCGGGAGCCGGGCGAGACGCGGGAGCAGCACCUGGGGCGGGUGCUGGCACAGGUGGCACCCAGCAUGCUGCUCUGCAGCCUCUCCGAGGCCGUCUGCUUCCUGCUCGGUGCCCUCUCGUCCAUGCCCGCCGUGCGCACGUUCGCGCUCACGGCCGCGCUCGCCAUCGCCUUCGACUUCGUGCUGCAGAUGUCGGGGUUCGUGGCGCUGGUGGCGCUGGACAACCGGCGGCAGGAGGCCGGGCGCUUCGAUCUCUGCUGCUGCUGCGGGACGGGCAAGGGCGGCCCGGGCGGGGCGGGGGCGCGGCUGCUGCGCCCCUUCCUCGAGCGCUACUACACCCCCCUGCUGCUGCACCCCCUCGUGCGGCCCGCCGUGGUGCUGCUGUUCCUGUUCCUGGCCUGCGCCGGGCUCUUCCUGCUCUUCCAGGUGUCCGUGGGGCUGGACCAGGAGCUGGCGCUGCCCGAGGACUCGUACAUGCUCCAGUACUUCUCGGCGCUGAACCAGUACCUGGCCGUGGGUGUCCCCACCUACUUCAUCACCACGGGUGGCUACAACUUCUCCUCGGCCAACGGCACCAACGCCAUCUGCUCCAGUGCCGGCUGCGACGCCGACUCGCUCACCCAGACCAUCCAGCUGGCCACGCUCUUCCCCAACGUGUCCUACCUGGCCAUCCCGGCCACCUCGUGGGUGGACGAUUUCCUGGACUGGCUGAACCCCAUAGGGCACUGCUGCCGCUUCCACCAGUCCGGGCCGGACGAGGGGAAGUUCUGCCCCUCCACCAGCAGUGACCUGAGCUGCCAACAGUGCCUGCAGUGGAUGCGGCGCCCCACGGCCGAGGAGUUCCAGCGCUUCCUGCCCUGGUUCCUGCAGGACCGGCCCAACCUGCAGUGUGCCAAGGGGGGCCUGGGCGCCUACGACACCGCGGUGAACAUGGAUGCCAACGGCACCAUCCUGGCGUCGCGGUUCAUGGCGUACCAGCGGCCGCUCCGCACCUCGCAGGAGUUCACGGCCGCCCUGCGCGCUGCCCGUGCCCUGGCCGAGCGCAUCACCCACACCCUGCGCAGGGUGCCCGGCACCGACCCCGCCUUCCGCGUCUUCCCCUACACGGUGACGUACGUGUACUACGAGCAGUACCUGACCGUGGUGUACGAGGGGCUGGUGAUGCUGGCACUGUGCCUCGUGCCCACCUUCGCCGUGUCCUUCCUGCUGCUGGGCAUGGACCUGCGCUCCAGCCUGGCCACGCUGCUGACCAUCGCCAUGGUGCUGCUGGACACCGUGGGCUGCAUGGCACUCUGGAGCGUGCCCUACAACGCCGUGGCACUCAUCAACCUCGUGGCGGCUGUGGGCAUCUCGGUGGAGUUCGUGUCCCACAUCACCUGCGCCUUCGCCCACAGCCGCCAGCCCACGCGGGUGGCACGAGCCACCGAGGCCACGGUCACCAUGGGCAGCAAGGUGGUGGCCGGGGUGGCCAUGACCAACCUGCCGGGCGUGGUGGUGCUGGCGUUCGCCAAGGCGCGGCUCGUCCAGAUCUUCUUCUUCCGCCUCAACCUCAUCAUCACCCUGGUGGGGCUGGCACACGGCCUGGUCUUCCUGCCCGUGCUGCUCAGCUACAUCGGGCCCAGGCCGCGGGUGCCAGCGGGGGAGGACACGGCGGGGGACAGGGCACAGGGUGCGGGGCUGGUCCUUGGCAACCCCUACUUCAAGGACACGGAAAAGGAAAAGGAAAAGGAAAAGGAAAAGGAAAAAGGAAAAGGAAAAGGAAAAGGACACGGACAAGGACAAGGAGGGGGUGUCUGGGAAAGGCUGAGCCCCCCCGCCCCCCCAGUCCCCCCCCGUGCCCCCCCUUUUCUAUUUAAACUGUUUUGUCAGAUCCUGGACUGGAUGGACUGGGAUGGGCAGGGCUGGGGGGGGAAGGGGUGCUGCGCCUCGGCUCCCAAAUGUGCCAGGGGUUGGGGACGUGGGGACACGAUGUGGGGCACAAGGACACCGUAG
Molecule: messenger RNA, 5023 nt
Organism: Corvus hawaiiensis (hawaiian crow)
Lineage: Eukaryota; Metazoa; Chordata; Aves; Passeriformes; Corvidae
Gene: NPC1L1
Product: NPC1 like intracellular cholesterol transporter 1
Cellular component (GO): membrane
Molecular function (GO): lipid carrier activity
Source: RefSeq, a predicted model, not a curated record